Molecule: messenger RNA, 122 nt
Organism: Didymodactylos carnosus
Lineage: Eukaryota; Metazoa; Rotifera; Eurotatoria; Philodinida; Philodinidae
Source: the annotation of a GenBank genome assembly
AUGAAACGUAAUUUUACAUCACCUGAAAAUCAAGAUAAUAAACAAUCAAAAAUGUCCUCGUCACCGCAAUUUGAUACGACCUCAAUUACAACUGAUGCAUCGGAUGUAAUUGGUUUACAAUU